AGUUUUGUAAAAUAAUAAUAAUUAUUAUUAUUUUAUUAAUAAUAACAAUUAUAAUAAUAUAAUCAGAUGGAAAAGAAGAAGAAAAAGAAUACUUUAUUUUUUAAUGUUUCUCAUUGAAUAGUUGCUGUAAUUCACUCCAUCAAUUACCAAUAGCCGAUUUUUUUUUCAAGAAGUGUAAUUAUAAAACAGAAAAUACACAGCAGGGGUCGCUGUCCAAGUCUUAAGUGUGCUUUUCGUCCUUCCAAUGUGUAACUAAACAACUAUUGGUGCAGUUUGUUUGUUUGUCAUUUGAACAAUUUAACCAUUAGAUAAUUGAGCCCAAAUUUUUACACAACGCUGUAAAGUAAAAUUUAGAUGUGUAAAGGAUACUAUAGUUGUUAAUUUAACAGAAAACACUUAUUUCAGCCACACUAUUUACGGAGUUAAGAAUCAGGGUUCUUUGAGGGUCAUGCAGAUUUUAAACCUAUGAUCCUAUGAUUAAUAGUUCAUUUCUUUUGCCUCCGCAAUGAAUGCAGGUCACUUUAUUUGGCCUGGAAACUUUCUCCGCACCAUUCUCCGCUGCGAUACUGCAGCGAGGGAGAGAGAGGAGGGGGUGAUGGGAGGGGUUGCUCCAAUUUUACGCGACCUCUCUCCACUACAGCUGGCUGGAACAGCCUAAGCUGGAAGUGAAAGAAAGCGAAAGGGACAUGCAUCCGUAGACAGAAGACAGACGGCUGCAUCGGAGACGCACGAAAUGAUGGAAUGACACCUCUGAAAAUCUCAUUUUCUAUUACGUCGCCGAGGCGCCUUCUGGUUCUACGCCAUCCAGCAAGUGGGACUCGACGAUAAAUCCAGAAAGGCGCGGUAAUGGCACUCGUGAUGGAACCUAUAAGUAAAUGGACGCGCAAGCAAGUUCUCGACUGGAUGAAAGGCUUGGAUGACUGCCUCCAACAGUACAUUAAGAACUUUGAAAGGGAGAAGAUAUGUGGUGAACAACUCCUCCAUAUCACACACCAGGAACUAGAAGAGCUUGGUGUCACACGUAUUGGCCAUCAAGAACUUAUACUUGAGGCUGUGGAUCUAUUGAGUGCACUGAACUAUGGGUUAGAAACAGAAAACCUGCGGACACUAUCCCACAAGUUAAGUGCCUCAGCAAAGAACCUGCAAAUCUACAUCAUCAGUCGACGCAGAGGAGGUCACUAUGAUGGAAGGGCCUCACGACGUUUGCCGAAUGACUUCCUCACCUCAGUAGUAGACCUAAUAGGAGCUGCAAAAACCUUGUUAGCCUGGCUUGAUAGGUCACCUUUUGUCAAUGUGACAGAGUACUCAUUGCUGAAAAACAAUAUUGUUCAGUUGUGCUUGGAGUUAACCACAAUUGUCCAACAAGAUUGCACAGUAUUUGAGACUGAAAACAAGAUCCUUCAUGUGUGCAAAACAUUGUCUGGAAUAUGUGACCACAUCAUAUCACUGUCUUCAGACUCACUUGUGUCUCAAUCAGCUCAUUUGGAAGUUGUCCACCUUACCAACAUCAUGCCCAGUGAAGGCCUGGGAAUGUACAUCAAGUCAACAUAUGAUGGGCUUCAUGUGAUCACAGGUAUGACAGAAAACUCCCCUGCUGACCAUUGCAAGAAGAUCCAUGCUGGGGAUGAGGUCAUCCAAGUCAAUCAGCAGACUGUAGUGGGGUGGCAGCUGAAGAACUUGGUCAACACAUUGCGUGAGGAUCCAAAUUGUGUCAACCUUACGCUGAAGAAGAGGCCACAGAACAUUUUCAAUUCCACCCCAGCUCUGGUCAAAAACCUACAAUGGAAGCCUCUUUCCCUCCAGACUAUCCCCAACAGUCUUAAUUGUGACUCCACAAAUCCAAGUAGCACAAUGCAUUGUGUCAGAGAUGAGAGUGGCAUCGCAUCUUGUGAUGACAUCAAGUAUAAAAUGAACAAGUCCAGUUCCAGUAAGUGCCCAGAGUCACUUAACUAUUACUUUGACCAGGAGAGUUGCAAAUAUUAUUCUCUAAUGGAUGGCAAUGGGGCACCAAUUGGACUACAGCAUGACAGAAGCCGAUCUGUAGGUGUAAGAAGAAGAGACAAAACCUUAAAUAAUUCCGAUACAUCCCUUCUUCGCUACAUGAGAGAUGACAAGGUCUUAUUCCACCAGAAGGAGCCACAAAUGCCACUGGAAAACAAGCUAAACACUAGUCACCAUACCAGCAAGAAGAGCAAAAAUCCAAACAGUACCAACUUUCACAUUAGCCCCUCACUACUAUCUUCUUCUUCUUCUUCUUUGAGACUAGAUGCAUCACCCAACAGCCUACCAGAACAUAACACUGCACAACUAUACCAUCAACAAAGAGCUGGUGAAACAAUGCAAAAGAAACCAAAGAGGUUUCCAGGAUCUAGAACUGACAUACAUGGAGUUGCAUCAACGUCAACGUCAUUUCACUAUACAUCAUCAAGAACAAAAGCAAAAAAGGAAGCAAAAGUGACCAGUGGCAGUCGUAGAAAAAUCUCCUGUAAAGAUCUAGGCCAUGGUGACUGUGAGGGCUGGUUGUGGAAGAAGAAAGAUGGUAAAGGCUAUUUUACUCAAAAGUGGAAGAAAUACUGGUUUAUACUGAAAGAUUCAUCUCUCUACUGGUACACCAACCAAAAUCUGCUCCUGUUAGGGGUUGCCAUAGUGGAUCAUCCUUCUCCAUACCACCCUGUACUCUACAGCUGCCGCUUUCAAAUUACCCACCUGCAUGUCAUCCCUCAUCACAUCCAUAAACCUACAUUUCUAGAUGAGAAGGCAGAGGGCUUCAUCAGCUUGGCUGAGUUCCGAAUUGAUAGGGCAACAGAGUGCAGACGGAAAUUUGCCUUCAAAGCUUGUCACACCAAAAUUAAGAGCUUCUUCUUUGCUACAGAAUGUUUGGAGGAAAUGAACAGAUGGAUGAACAGAUUGGGGUUGGCAGCUAUUGGUUAUUCGCCUAAUAUCAAAGUUCCACAGGUGGAUGAGGAUUACUGGAGUGAAAGUGAUUAUGACGAUAUAGAUUCUUCCAUGACUCUCAAGAAGGAAGGAACAUCUUCCGAUUCUGACAACUAUUAUCAGACAUCCACAAUCAAGUCUUCUAACCUUGUUCCAGAGCCAAAUCAUGUGCACCAUUUGUCCAGUGAAUCCACAUAUUCCCACUCUUCAGCGGCAGACUCGAGUGGAGGUGGAGAUGGAGGAGCAUCAAGUAACACCCAUUCAUCAAGCUGCCACUCUGGCCAUCCUGAGCGGCGCUCAUGGCAGGACCUGAUUGAGACACCACUGACAAGCUCAGGCCUGCAUUUUCUACAGACAGAUAGUGAUAGAAGUUUUAAUGGGGCAGUUGGGUCUGUGCUACUAUCUUCUGAACACAGGAGACAAGCCACCCUUCCCGCACGCAGGCAGCACUUAGACUGCAAUGGACCUUUCCCUCUGGACAAAGUAAUGCAGGCAUAUUGUAUAACCCAAAAGCAACGUAGCCAGAGCCUCCCACGGCAUCAUGAGAUGGUAGCCAGGAGUGUACCAAGGGGCUUUGAAAAGAAAGAUGAAAAAAUUAUGGAUGAGAUUUCUGUUAAAAACAGCAAGAUCACCAAUGAUGAAAAUGAAUGUCAUGAUGGGAAAGAGGUAGAUGGACUUGAAGAGCUGUACUGUAGUUUAGUGAAGGCCAACCUCUCUGUCCUUGGUAACUUUCAACCUGCUACCAAGCAGGAGCUACGCCACCUCUUCCUCAAACGCUGCAGAGAUCCCCUAAUGAACAACAAAUUGCACCAUGUACGGGUUCUUAAAAGCACACUUAAGGCAAAAAUGGAUGAGUUAGCUAUUAUUGAUCAACUCCUGGAGGGCCCUGGCCUCACAGCAAAAAUGUUUUGUCAGUGGAAACGGUGCCAUUAUGAGCUUUUUCUGGAUAUCUGCAAGUUGACCUCAGGCAACAAUGGGGCAGCUGAGUUUUUACCAUUGGCUGCCCCUCUCUUGAUGCACUCACACUCUUUCAUUGAGACGCAUGUGUGAUAUAAAGGCCAACCUAAGUUAAGAAAAGGCCUUAGGUCUUACAGAUUACUUGCAGUUAUACUGAAGCAACUGACCAUUUAAGCAAUUUAAUGUGUAAACAAGAUGAAAAGCUGAAUACAAAUAUUUUUUUAAAUGGCAGCAUUGCUACAAGGUGCCUAUAGCAUGUCAAUCAUGAACGCAUUCUUUUCUAAAACACUAAAACUAUGAAUUUCUUUUUAUUAUGAUAAUCAAUACAUAGUGUUUUCUUUUGGUUUUGGUUGAUUUAGUAGUCAGUUGCUGGAAGGGAAGUAUAUAGUAAGAUAGUUACUAUUUCUUCCACAUCACUGUACUUUUUGUAGUUUGUGCUAAUAAACUUAUGAUACUCUUUUCAUUUAUAUUGCUGAAUAUGAAUAAUGAUAAAUAAUGAAAAAUAGAAAUAUUAAACGGUUGUUGUGAACAUGACACACAUCAAUGGGAGCUUUUCACUGGAAUUUUUAAAAUAAAGUAGACACUAUUUAGUGGAUGCAUUACUUCAAAUCAGAAACAGAGCUUUAUGUAUGCUCAAAAGUAGCCACUGUUUUAACUGUGAUUUAUCCUUGUAAAUGCAAACUUUUGAUUACAUGCAUACAGAAUGUAUAACAGAUUUUGCUUGGUUAAUUGUUGUUAAAAAAAGUGUGGAUGAUAACUAGAUUUUUGCAUUUAGAAAGAUUUCUAGACUGUGUUUCAGUUAAUAUCAUUGAUUGUUUUGUUUGAUAUGCAUUGUUAAUGUCACAAACUGUGCUGCAUAAGCACGUAUAAGCACAUUACAGUAUAAAGAUGGUAUGAAAAUAUUUUUAUUAUACAUUGAUACAAAAGUAGUAAAACAUUGUGUUACUACAUCACAGGAUAUUAAACUGAUCAGCAAAGAAUGGUGCAUAAAAAGGCACUUUAUUAUAAAGUAGUAAGAUAAUGUAUUAUUUUCUAGCAAAUCAAAGCAGUUCUGGCAUAUAUUUAUAUACAGUAUUAUAUCUGGUCAAUACCAACAUUCAUUGUUAAUUAGUUAAACUGAGUUUGCUGUCACAAAAGAAAAUGUAUUCUGCAAAUGUUAAAUAUAUGCAAAUAUGAACAGGCACAUUGACCAGGAAAAAUUAUUUGAGGUCAAUCUAAUCAUAUUUUCUUAAAAUAUUCAAAUGUUGUUUUUUUUUUUCUUUUUCUCUAAGUAAUGGUCUCAGAGAGAAGUACUGAUUCAGUGCAUGUGGAAUAAUUAAAUCGGUAUUUCUUUAUUUAUUUUUGCUGACCAAAUUAGGUGAAUUAAUGAAUCAGAUAAAAAGCAUUAAUUUGCUUUAUAUAAAUGUGAUGUAACCCAAAAAUAUUCUAAAUAUAUGAUAUUAUGUGAUAUACCUUGUAAUAGUACUAAAUGAAUAAUUCUGGGUUAUGCAACAUAAAAAUGUCAGAAUAUGUUUGUUUACUUCUGCCAGGCCAAGAGGGCACAUCUAUAUUUUGUCUUUAAUAAACUUCUUUUCUUGCCAUUUUUUAUUUUAUAUAUUUGCUUCACUGUGUUAAAGAAAAUGGCAUUUAGAUUUUAUUUAUUUAUUUUAAUUUUUUGAUGUUUUAAUGAUUAAUAUUAAAUAUAAUUUUGAUUGUAGCUUUAAAACAAUGUAAUAUUAAUUUGUUAUAAUACUGCAUUAAUACCAGCUUAAUCAAUAUAAGUAUGUGUAUGUAAUUUUUUGUAUUUAUUUUUUAUAUAUUUGUAUUUGUUUGUUUGUAUAUGAAAGAUCUGCUUUAGAACAUCUGCUACUUUCAUUUACACAUUUAUAAUUAUAGAUCAAUCUAAGGUCAGUAAGAUUGGACUUUACUGUAUGUUCUUUUAGGGAGUGUACUCCUUAUGGAACACUGCACAGGUGUGUAAGACGUAAGUUGCACUGCGACAUUAAAAAAAGGAACAUAUUGCUCUUUUUCAAGAAAAAUUACUACAAGCCAAGGGUUCUCUUUCUUUCCUCUCUCUCUCUCUCUCUCUCUCUCUCUCUCUCUCUCUCUCUCUCUCU
Silurus meridionalis is the source of this 5987-nucleotide messenger RNA. RefSeq names its product connector enhancer of kinase suppressor of ras 2-like. The record is from RefSeq and is a predicted model, not a curated record. The coding region runs from base 847 to 3984 and encodes 1045 amino acids. The transcript has 24 exons. Lineage: Eukaryota; Metazoa; Chordata; Actinopteri; Siluriformes; Siluridae. Gene Ontology annotation, molecular function: protein binding.